Molecule: messenger RNA, 1086 nt
Organism: Microthlaspi erraticum
Lineage: Eukaryota; Viridiplantae; Streptophyta; Magnoliopsida; Brassicales; Brassicaceae
Source: the annotation of a GenBank genome assembly
AUGGCUCCAACACUCUCCACCGUCCAAUUCGCAAACCCAGCUGAAGUAACAGAAUUCGUCGUCAACAAAGGCAACGGCGUCAAGGGUUUAUCAGAAACAGGAAUCAAAGCUCUUCCAGAUCAAUACAUUCAGCCAUUCGAAGAACGACUCAUCAACAAAUUCGUCAACGAAACAGACGAAGCCAUUCCUGUCAUCGACAUGUCGAACCCUGACGAGGACAAAGUCGCCGAAGCCAUCUGCGACGCCGCCGAGAAAUGGGGUUUCUUCCAGGUCAUCAACCACGGAGUUCCACUGGAAGUUCUUGACAACGUGAAAGCCGCGACUCACAGAUUCUUCAAUCUCCCUGUGGAGGAGAAGAGUAGAUUCACAAAGGAGAACUCUUUGUCCACCAAUGUUAGGUUUGGAACAAGUUUCAGCCCUCGUGCUGAGAAAGCUCUCGAGUGGAAAGAUUAUCUCAGUCUCUUCUUCGUCUCUGAUGCUGAAGCUCAACAGUUUUGGCCUGACAUCUGCAGGAAUGAAGCGUUGGAGUAUAUGAACAAGUCAAAGACAAUGGUGAGGAAGCUUUUGGAGUAUUUGGGGAAGAAUCUGAAUGUGAAAGAGCUAGACGAGACGAAAGAGUCACUCUUCAUGGGCUCGAUCAGAGUCAACCUCAACUACUACCCGAUCUGUCCUAACCCGGACCUAACCGUUGGAGUUGGACGUCACUCAGACGUCUCUGCACUCACCAUUCUCUUGCAAGACCAGAUCGGCGGCCUCCACGUGCGUUCUCUGUCUUCAGGGAACUGGGUUCACGUGCCACCGGUCCCAGGAUCUUUCGUGAUCAACAUCGGAGACGCGAUGCAGAUCAUGAGCAACGGUCGGUACAAGAGCGUGGAGCAUCGUGUCUUAGCCAACGGUAGCAACAACAGAAUCUCUGUUCCUAUCUUUGUCAACCCUAAACCGGAGUCUGUGAUUGGUCCUCUCCCUGAGGUCACCGCAAACGGAGAGGAACCCAUUUACAGAGAUGUCGUCUACUCUGAUUACGUCAGGUACUUCUUCAAGAAGGCACACGACGGAAAGAAAACCGUCGAUUUCGCCAAGAUAUGA